Molecule: messenger RNA, 4865 nt
Organism: Paramecium octaurelia
Lineage: Eukaryota; Ciliophora; Oligohymenophorea; Peniculida; Parameciidae
Source: the annotation of a GenBank genome assembly
AUGCAACAAUUCUCUAACUAAACACCUAUUUCUGACUAACCUCAUAUUCAGCAAUCUAAUUGUUUUUUUUAAACAUCUGAUAAACAAGACUUAAACCCAUUUCAGUAAUUAGACAUUGACCUUCCAUUCCAAAAUAUUUUUGAUCUCUCCAUAUUCGAGGCCAAUCAAUCUCAACAGGAAUAGCCAAACAAUUAAAUCAAAGAGAUGGUUAAUUCAAUGCUUGCUUCGAUCUCCAACAACGAGAAGAUCUUGGGAACUGCAUCUGCUGCCAGCAUAAAUGAUGAUCAAUUUGAUGAGUAGUUGGACGAUCUAGAAUUUAGAGAAUACCAAUACGAACUAUAUCAAAAGGCUCUUAAUAAAAAUUGUAUCCUGCACCAAGAGAAUUACAAAACUCAAGUGGCAACCUUGUUGAUGUGGAAUUAAUUGUAUAAAAAUCCAAACAAAAAAGUUGGAGUUUUGGCAACUACAAUUCAGAAGGCUGAAAACUUAGCCAAGUACAUCAAAACCAUGCUCCCGAUAUUGGUUGAAACAUAUCUAGACGAUCAAAGCACUUUGAAGAGGGCACAAGAGUAUUGUGACACUUUAUAAAUCAUACAUCCUAAUAAAUGUACAGAUUUGUGGAAUAACUUAGUUUGGCAAAUAAUGUUGAAGGAGAGCAAUAUAUAUGUGAUGACAAGUGAAAUUUUUGUGAACUCUUUAAGAAGAGGCUAUUGGAAAUUUACAGAUUUUAGUUUCGUUUAUUUGGAUGAUUGUUAAAACACUAUUUUUGACACUGCUUAUAACCAUCUCUUUCAAGAGUUUUAUUUUCCCUUAAAGUCAUCACUUUAGGUACCCAUUAUUGUUGGUGUGUAUAAUUCUAUGUAUGCAAAUAAUAAAUUUAUAGCUGAUGAAUAAAUUCUAAAAGAACUAGUACAAUUAUGUGCUAAUAUGGAUGCCCGCUUUAUAAAUAUUAAUAUUGAGGCUGUUAAAUAGAGGGUCAAAGAAAUCAAAAUAACUACCUCUACUUAUAAAUCCUAUAUUGAUGAAUAUAAAUUUCAAAAAAUGCUUGAGAGCAAUGUUCAAAAUGGGAAGCUUAAUAGCUAUCUCGUUGAUAAACUGAAGAAGCAUAACUACUUGAACAAGUUAAACGAAUUUAGAAAAUGUCUCAAAGAAUUUAAAAAUUCUUAAUAUUUUGGAAAUUUCUCUGAGGUAAUAAUAGCCCACUUCUUGGAAUAAGUUUUGCUAAAACAGGCUUUGACCUUGUGUUAUGAACUCGGUUAAUACCCAUUCUGUAUAAAUAAUUAAUUACACUUUAGAUUUGAUACUUGAAUUUAUUGCUCACAAACUAAACUUAUACAUCGACUCUAAAAAACUUUAACCUAAAUAAUUUAGGAUACAUGACACCUUGAAUAUGGAACUACAUGAUAACAUAUCACUAAAAAAUUAAAACACGUUAUCCCCUAAAGUUAAACUUCUUAACAAUUUACUCGCUUAGACUUAUGAAAAUCCAUAAACUGCUCAUAAUCGUAUUCUUAUUUAUGUAAAGUACUAACACUUAGCAUUCUACCUCCUUAAAACAUUGGAAUUUGUAUCUAAAUCCACAUCCUAAGGUAUCCUUUCAUAUUUAAAUAGAUUUAAAAAUUGGGAUGAUCGAGAAAACCAAAGAGGAAUCUGAUUAAAAAAGAGUGUAAACAGAUAUUACUAACAUUUUUUUAGAACAGUAUUAAUUGUUUUAAAAAUUUCAAAUUCAGUUCUCAAUUUCUGAAUUGAAAAACGAAUCAGAUUAGUUACAUUCGUUUUUUAAUUUAGAUUAAUUAACAUAUCAAUCUAAAAAACAUUAUGAAUUGAAUUAAUGUUAAGUAGUAAUUACAACUUAAUUGGAUGUAAACCUUGCUUUUAAUUUCUAACAAUUAAUUUGCUUUUCUCCAAUACCUCAUUCCGUUUAAGAUCAACUGAUGCGUCAAAUGAAGGAUUAACAGUUAUAAAUCAUUAAGAUGAAAGUUGAUGAAAACACAUUUAAAAAAUAAAAGAAUUAACCCAACUUUUAAUUUAACUUUUACAAUCCUCAAAAAGUUGAAAGAAUUAUAGAUGAAUGUACAAUCCCCUAAAGAGAACAUAUUUUACAAAAAGCAAUCGAUAAUUUAUGUAUUUAUCAUUGAUAUAAAGAAAGCAAGGCUAUCCAAAACAUGCAUUAUGAGUGUUAUACUAUACAAAAAAGCGGAGCUUUGCUGAAUUCAAAUUGGGCUUGUAAUUUGAUUGAAAACAUGAAUCAGUAAAUUAAUUUAGAAAAAAAUGGUAGAAAAGUCUCUAAGUAUGCUGUUUAUUAGGUAAAAAACGGAUUGCAAAAAUAGAGCGAUCAAUACAUUGCCUUUUUGUUACUCCCAAAUUAGGUUUAGAAUGUCAUUUUUUAUGGCAAAAAAGCUUAAGGUGCUAAAGAAGCAAAAGCAUCAGUGGCUUUUUAAGCUGUCCUUCAAUUAUUUUAAAAAGGAUAUUUUGAUUGCCAUCUCAAUUCCUAUAUCUAGAAUGACAUAGGAUAAAAUAUUGGAGCUGAUCAGGUGGAUCAUUCUGUAAUUAUGGUAAUAAAAUCUUAUUAAUUAAUAGACAAAAGAGCAAUUAAAUAUCCAAUCCAAAUACUGUUUAACUAUUAGAUAAAAAUAUAACUCUAUUUUAAAUGGCAUGGUUAAAGAGAUGAAAUACUAUUACACAUCUUAAAAGUCAUUGCUUGUUAACUAGUAGCAAGAACCCAUUUUUAUUAAACAAAAGUGCAAAUUUCAGAGGGAAACCAUACAAUUAAUAUAUCCUUAAUAGUUUCAAGAAAAAUUGAAAUAAUGUUAGACAUUCCUAAAAAUGCUUGAUAUCAAUUUACGGGAAGAACAGACUGUAUCCUAAGGUGAUUAUUUGGAAUUAUAUAAAAAGUAUAUAGAAUCAAUUAUAUAUGAAGAGGAUUUGAUAUCAACUUAUAACUAACAUUUUACCAGAGCAGGCUCAUGUAAAACAUCAUAUUAUUAUAGAAAUCUAAUUCAAGAUACAAUUUAAGAUUGCAGAUUAUGGGUUAAUUAUAAUAAAUGAUCCAAUUAAAUUUUAAUUAAUAAAGAAAAACUUCAUUGUUAAUUAAUUUCUCUUGGCCUUGAAAUCAAAUUUAUUUAAAAAAGUUAUUGAACCAAAAUUAAUGAUUAAGUAAGACUUAGAAGAAGCAAAUUAAUACAACGCCACUCCCAAUUAUAUAUUAAACAAUUUAAAUCAAUUUUACAAUCACAUAACUCCUGUAGUAUUAAAUGUAAAAGGAUAAAAUUAAGAACCAAAACUCAUUUUAAGGAAAAAACGAUAAGAGAAAAUCACAAAUAAUGGAUUAGUAGUGUAAAACUUAGACUAAAUAAUCUUAAACUCCUUAAAUGUACCUGCCUAUAAAUUAGAAGAUUUAAUGUUAGGUUCAUCCUACUAUAAAUUUUUAAUUACAAUUUAAUUGUUGUUAAACUAUCCAACAUUAGAUUCUAAGAUUUAAAAGCAAACUAUUAAACACUUUAAUAGUAUUACAUAUAUUAGAAAUUGUUUAAUGGAGUCGUAGAUAUUUUUAUAUUUACAUAUUUACGACGAGAGUGAUAUUUCUAAGGCUUUGAUUGGAAUUGAAAGGACUGAUAUUAAUUAUGACUUAUUGUUGUCAUAAUAAACAGGAGAAUUCACUGAAUCUCCAUUUAAUUAAAAAGAUAUAACGAAGAUAUCAAAUUUAGAUUUCAAAUAAUUUUUAUAACAAUCCUUAUAAAUUAUUGAAAAAGAAGAUUAUUCAUAAACCAAAGGCUUUGAUUGGAUAAGGGUUCUUAAUUUGACCAAAAAGUUAGAAAAGUAAAUAGGAUCAUAAACUGAUUUGAAGUCGCUCUAUCCUCAGCGCAUUUGGAACAAUUAGAAUGUUGGUUAGUUAAAAUCUAUUUACCAAAAGUUUGAGGAAAUAAUAAAAUAUCAGUUUAAUAGUUUUGAAUUGUUAUUUUAGGCUUUGACUGAUGUUAGUUUCAAGAUGAUUAUAAAUAAUGAGGUUUAGUAAUAAUACAUGGAGAGGUUUUAAACCAAAGAAGAUUUUCAAGGGUAGAUGUCUGAAUCAGAACUUCAAGAUUAUAUCAAAUAAAUUGAUUAGAUGAACAGCAUCGCUCAAAGUAGCUAUUAGAACUCCCACUUAGCAAUUCUUGGAAAAUCAUUAUGGGAUUAUGCUAUAAUGAAGAUCCUAAAUGAGAUGAAUUUGGGUAUUUAUUAUCUUGACUAAUUAAUAGACAACACAAGUCUUGUGACUUUAUAUAAAAUUCUUAAGGGGAUCUCAUUUUUAACUUAUGCAGCCAUAAAAUUAAGAAUUCACUAAUAUUUAAAUAGCAGUUUCUAAAAAUAAUUGCAAAGUUUCGUAGAUUUAAAUGAAAAGAGCAAAGAUUAAUCGAUCACUUUUCAUAUUAGUUCUAUACCUUAUAAUGAGAAUUCUACUAUGUUAAGGAAUGCAUUUCUGGCUUUGGUUGGAGCAAUUUACAUUGAUAGUGACUUCGAAUUGCCGUAAGUUCUUGAGUGGAUUAAACUAUUAUUUAGUUAGAUUAAUGUGGUUGAAUUGUAUUAACCAAACUUUUUGCAAAGUAGAUAAAGGUAUCAAUUUUACUAAUGGUACUAAUAAAUAUCACAAUUAGGUAUCAAAAACAUAUUGGAAAUCCAUUCAACUUUGAUUUGAUCAAGAUCCCCCAUUAAGAUCAAAAGAAAAUUGGUUAAGGAAUAUUCUUAUACAUGCCAUAUGAUCAGAAGGAAGGCUAGAUAGUGAAUAUAAAAGGAGAGAAGUUUUAUGAGAUAGCUUAAUUACACAUUUACGCAAAAUGCAAGAGUCAGGCGUGGGAUAAGUUAUAUGAAUUAAUUGAACAUUGAAU